Molecule: messenger RNA, 102 nt
Organism: Penicillium verrucosum
Lineage: Eukaryota; Fungi; Ascomycota; Eurotiomycetes; Eurotiales; Aspergillaceae
Exons: 2
Coding region: 1-102 (33 amino acids)
Source: RefSeq, a predicted model, not a curated record
AUGCCUAUCUAUGAGGGAGACUUCCUAGGUAUAUUUGCCGGCACUAUCCGUUUCUCGGAGGAUUUUAACGUUAUCUACGAGCGCCGUAACUUGCUAGCCUAG